Thalassophryne amazonica is the source of this 596-nucleotide messenger RNA. It is a transcript of the gene pcp4b, whose product is annotated as Purkinje cell protein 4b. The transcript has 3 exons. NCBI's taxonomy places the organism in Eukaryota, Metazoa, Chordata, Actinopteri, Batrachoidiformes, Batrachoididae. Gene Ontology annotation, cellular component: cytoplasm. Bases 141 to 329 code for a protein of 62 amino acids. Gene Ontology annotation, molecular function: calcium ion binding; calmodulin binding. The record is from RefSeq and is a predicted model, not a curated record.
GACGUGUUAACACGCGGAGCACUUUAUAAAGCUUUUCAGUCCGCGGUGAGCUGCUCUGUAGAAACGCCGCUGUUUCUGAAACUUCUCAGCCCGACGUGCAGAAAGGAAGCAGGCGUCAAACCUCCACAUCACCGUCCACCAUGAGCGAGAGACAAGGAUCUGGAGCAGCUGCCAGCAACAAGAAAUCUGGAGGACAAGAAGCAACUAAGACAGAUGUCCCGGAGGACUUUGACAUUGACAUGGACGACCCAGAAACCGAGAAGGCGGCUGUCACAAUCCAGUCUCAGUUCAGGAAGUUCCAGAAGAAGAAGCAUGAUGAGAAGUCCUAGUGAGCAGAACGCUGUGCAGCCACUGUGUUGCAGAUGGAUUGACGGCACAGUGACGGCGGUGUGACAUUUGCAUGUGAAAAAAAUACAUACCUGUUGGAACUGAAAGGGUUGUGACGUGGUGGUGGGUGGGGAUACAGAAUGAAAUAGCCUCUUAAUCAUGUAACAUGUCUGUGAAGUUUCAACACAUACUCUAUUAUAUUUACUAUUGUUGACUGCUGUGUCAAGAAAUAGGAAGACUCUUUGUCCAGCUGUUUGUUGCAACUGUCA